ACUGUAAGACGGAUUCUACCUUAAACCGGCAUUUUGUAGCGAAUGACCGACGUCAAACCGACUUAAAAUACACCGAGAACCAAACGACUAUCGUAUUGCUCAGCUUGGCUUAUCGAGUUUACGACACAAGAUAAGAGGUCUCUUACGAGAGCCUCUUUUUCCUCAUGCAGAGGCGCUCGUCGGGGUCGUCCGAAGACAGCGCCGAUGUUCCUGUCAAGACCUCGCGCCCUCAAGGACAGACAAGGCUGAACGACGCAAACUCCUCUAUCCGCCAUUUUCAUGACACCCGCCAGUCAGACCAUCACCCCCAUAAUUCCGGCACGAGAUCUACGUCCGCGAGAAGUAGAAGACCGAGCAGUAACAUCAAUUGGCGACCUUCCCAUAGUCGAGAUGGCUCUACGGAGAAACCGCCCAUAGCUUCUCAUCUUGCGCCAGUCACAUUAUCGCCCGACUACCCGAUAGAGACUGAAAGAAUGGCAAGGUUGAGACGGAAGAAUAGACAGCCGCAGCCCUGGAAUCCUUGGGCUAUAUCGUUCUUAACGUUCCUUACGAGCGCCUUGGGUAUUGGUCUCCUAUUUACUGUUUUAUACUCCGCCGUCACUUUACAUUGUGACCCCAAGGGGUGUCGCAUGUCCUGGAUGAGCCCGUCGUACGCCAAGUUUAGCGACUUCGAUACCGAGCAUACGCGAUUUGCGACCAAAUAUUCGUUAUAUCUAUAUCGGGAGCAGGGGUUUGACAAUGGCCCAAAGAUUAAAGGUAUACCGGUGCUGUUCAUACCAGGAAAUGCUGGCAGCUAUAAACAGGUUAGAUCUAUCGCAUCUGAAUCUGCUAGGUAUUUCCACGAUGUCCUGCAGCAUGACGCAGCUGCUUUGAACGGAGGUGCUAGGAGCUUGGACUUCUUUACCGUCGACUUCAACGAGGACUUUACCGCUUUCCACGGACAAACAAUGCUCGACCAAGCCGAGUACAUAAACGAGGCUAUCAGAUAUAUCCUAUCUCUCUAUUUGGACCCGAAGAUCUCAGAGCGAGAUCCGAGUCUUCCGGACCCCUCUUCGGUUAUCAUACUAGGUCACUCUAUGGGAGGGAUUGUUGCGCGAACUAUGUUUAUUAUGCCGAAUUAUCAAGCAGACUCCGUAAAUACGAUUAUCACCAUGUCCGCUCCGCAUGCUCGGCCACCUGUUACGUUUGAUCCGAAGAUUGUUAGCAUUUAUAACGAUAUCAACAACUAUUGGAGGCGGUCCUAUUCGAAGAAGUCGUCGGCUGAGAACUCCCUUAACCAGGUCACUCUGGUGUCUAUCGCUGGCGGUGGUUUGGACACUGUUGUGCCGUCAGAUUAUGCAGGGUUGGAGUCCAUCGUGCCCGAAACUCACGGUUUCACCGCCUUCACGUCUACGAUUCCUCACGUUUGGACGAGCAUGGAUCACCAGGCAAUUACAUGGUGCGAUCAGUUUCGCAAGGUUAUAGUCCGUGCGCUGUAUGAUGUCGUUGAUAAUCGAGGAAGGUCGCAGACGAAACCACGAGCCGACAGGAUGAGGGCCUUCAAGAGGAGGUUUUUGACCGGAUUAGAGAGCUUCGUCGAGAAGACCCUACCAAAGGCAGCUCCGUCGACAUUACUCACGCUAGAAGACCAUACGACUACUAUACUUCCGGCGGAUGAACAUCUUGUCCUUCGUGAUCUAGGUUCUCAGAGGAAGCCUAAGGCAUAUCUUCUCCCGUUACCCUCAGGCGAGUUUGCUGAGGGAAAGAAGUUCACCUUGCUAUCGGAUAGCUAUCUAGAUCGGCCGGGUGAGGAUGGCAAGCUCGAAGUUCUAUUUUGCAAUCUUUUUCCUGCACACGCCGGACAAGCUAACCUACCGUUCUCGACAAAUAUUGAUCUCUCUAGUGAUAGUGGGGCGUCGACUAAAUUUGCCUGCAAAAAUGCCGCGGCUGACGUAGUAUCCUUACCUGCCUCUUCCCGCUUCACGAAGGAAACCUUUUUCAAGGAGGGUGAGUGGCAAAUCCCGCCAUUCUCAUAUCUUGAGUACAAUGUGGAAGAUGCUUCAGGUUACGAAUUUGUGGCGGUUGUCGACAAGACUGCGGCUCCUACGGCCGGUUGGCUGGUAGCCGAAUUCAGUGACAAGGCCGCUGCCCAUGUAACACGACACAUCAGUAUUAGGCGCCUCCUAAACUUCGGCUUGUCCCUUCAUCUUCCGGCGAAGCGACCUAUGGUAACCGAAGUGAAGCUUCCAUCCGUCCAAAGCAGCCUUUUGGCGUACAAUCUCAAGAUCGAUGGCCAAACAUGUAACGAACGAGAGCAAAUGUUCACUCCGCUUGUCCGCCAAUACAUAUCUGAACCCUACGAGUCAAAGUACUUCGUAAAUGCUGAGGAUGUGGAAAUUAGUCUUCAUGGCGUCUCACCUUAUGUGCCUCCGCCAAUGAAAUCCAGACUUACCGACGAUGGUCUUAGCCUACAGUUCUGGACAGAUCCGACCUGCAACUCAGACAUUUCGAUUCACAUAACGGUCGACUCCCUAGGCAGCCUCGGGAAGCUGUAUAUGCGCUACCGCACUAUAUUUGCCUCUUUCCCUUUGCUUAUAGUUGCACUCGUCUUACGAAAGCAAUUCCAGGUUUACGACAACACCGGUGUUUUUAUCCCCUUUUCCGAAAGUCUAGAUUUCUGUCUUAGGCGGUCAUUGCCGAUGCUUCUUUUGUCUAUGACUCUUUUGUCACUUUCAAUGGGUCAGUCGGGCUCACCCGGUUCGAAAAGCCUUCGGUUUUGGCAGAAUAAUACAGGGGCUAUCGACUUUGCGCAAAACGACUUAUUGGUGGGUACUUCGGACCCAUUCUUCUGGUUUCUUAUCCCGAUGAUCGGUGUCAUCUGCGUCGGAGUCUGCAUAGGUCUCCAUUAUGUGGCGCAAGUCCUCACCUGGUUGCUCAGCAUCAUCUACAGUUGGGUUUCUGCUCGACCAGUCAUCCAACAACAAGAGAAGAAACGAGCCCCAUCACCAGCAUUUACGCCUUCGUCGCCAAGGCGACGGGCUGUCACUGCUCUAGUUCUCCUCGUUCUCGUUUCGACAUUCAUCCCGUAUCAGUUUGCAUAUGUGGUCGCAUGCCUUGUGCAGCUGAGCACUGCCGUCCGAGCUAAUCGAUCUGCCCGCGAGACUCCAUCAUUGGCUAGUUCUAACUUUAACAAUUACGUGCAUUCCAUUUUGCUGUUGAUGAUAUGGAUCCUACCAAUCAAUUUACCGACUCUAGUUGUCUGGGUGCGAAACCUGACUGUCCACUGGUUCACGGCAUUUUCGUCUCACCACAACGUGCUGGCGAUUUUGCCAUUCAUCUUCCUUGUCGAAAACCUUACAGCUGGCAAGAUGAUUCCGCCAUUAACGAGUCGACUCCGGCACGUGACAAACAUUAUAUUCUUUGGAGUAGCCAUCUACGCGGCUAUCUAUGGAGUGUCACACGCAUACAUGAUACAUUAUCUAGUGAAUCUUGUUGCAGCCUGGCUUGCAAUAAUUCAUUUGACAUUCGAUUCCUGGACACUGUCCGGAAUAAGCUCGAUAUUCGAAGGGGAGCCUGCUGAAGAUCACAAGCAAGGCAAAAAUCCUUGACCAUCAGCCCACCUUGGAUUACAUCUCAAUUGCACUCGGGCAGGUCUUCAACAUUCUCCCAAAAGAUUUGGAUAUACGCCGACCUCGAGGCCCAGAUUCACAUAUCAUAUCAUUAGAUAUGAAUUCGGAC
This is a messenger RNA of Annulohypoxylon truncatum, 3717 nucleotides long. RefSeq names its product PGAP1-domain-containing protein. NCBI's taxonomy places the organism in Eukaryota, Fungi, Ascomycota, Sordariomycetes, Xylariales, Hypoxylaceae. Gene Ontology annotation, molecular function: phosphatidylinositol deacylase activity. The record is from RefSeq and is a predicted model, not a curated record. Gene Ontology annotation, biological process: endoplasmic reticulum to Golgi vesicle-mediated transport; GPI anchor metabolic process. Gene Ontology annotation, cellular component: endoplasmic reticulum. Bases 165 to 3587 code for a protein of 1140 amino acids. The transcript is spliced from 2 exons.